Messenger RNA from Stylonychia lemnae, 1854 nucleotides. The record is from the annotation of a GenBank genome assembly. Lineage: Eukaryota; Ciliophora; Spirotrichea; Sporadotrichida; Oxytrichidae.
AUGUUUUCAAAUGUGAACCAAAAUUAGUACACUUAAUAAGAAGUCUAGAAAAUUCAAUCUAAGUAUAUGCCAGUAAAUAUGCUAGGAAUGAUUGCGAAACCUCAAUAAAUUAGCUACAUACAAUAACCUUGCUUUGGAAAACGAAGAUUUUCUGCUGUUCGGAAGACUAAGAAAUCAAUGGCAUUUAAAGCACUAGAUUCAGGCAAUAGGGGUUUUCUUUUCAAAGAAGAGAUUAUCAAUUUGAUAAGGAUUGAAGGAAUUUCCAAACAUUCAUCUUUAUAAGAAUUGAAUUAAUUACUGAAGAAUAAGAGCUAUACAGAGCCAAUAAACUAAAAGGAAUUUACAAAGAUUGUAAGUGGAUAAAACUUUUUGAAAAAAGUCUUUGAAUAAGACUUAAUAAUACCCGAAUUCGAGGCAUUUAAGAGAAGACUAGGCCAAUCAUACGAUGAAAUCAAAUAAGACGAUAAUAAUGAGUACUCUCAUGGUGAAAUAGCAUCAUACAUACCACCUCUAGCUAAGGCUAAGAGAGAGUGGUUUGCUACUGGAUUUUGUUCUACUGACUCAUAAUUUACUUAAUUUGGAGAUACAAAUAUUAAUUUUUCAAUCUAAUCUAUUGGAAAAGUUGUUGCUUAUGCUUUUCUACACAAUCUUAUUGGUGAUGAAGUUCAUAAGUGGGUUGGCGAAGAACCAAGUGGAGCAGCAUUCAAUGCCCCAGUAUUUGACAAAAAAGGAAGGCCUCACAAUCCUAUGAUUAAUGCAGGAUCUAUAAUGGUAUGUGCAUUAAUAUUAGACAAGGAUUAAACACUAGAUGAUUUGAUUGAGUUUUAUAAAUAGGCUUCCUCAGUUGAAGAAUUGGAAGUUGAUUAAAAUCUAUUUUUAUAAGAAUUUGGAGCAAUGCUAGCAAAUAAUGGUGUUAAUCCAUCAACUGGAGAGAGAAUAAUAAAUCCUAAUACUGUUCAAGCUGUGGUUACUUUGAUGACAACUUGUGGAAUGUACGAUGGAGCUGGUAAAUUUACAAAAGAUUUAGGUGUUCCAAGCAAGAGUGGAGUUUCAGGAGGCCUUAUUUCAGUUAUUCCAGGAAUCGGAGCAUUUUCAACUUUUUCUCCACCUAUAAAUCCAGAAGGAAAUACAGUCAGGGGUAUUGGAAUUAUCCAUAAGCUUAAUUAAGUCUAUAGCAACUUCAAUUUAUUUUACAAAAAUACUAGUAAAUUUGACGUCACUAGAAAACCAUUUUAAACAAAGAUUCAAACUACAAUUUUCGCCAUCUCUUUAGCUUCAGUUGGAGAUAUUGAAGGUUUAAUUAGAUUACAUAAUUAGUAAGCUAAUUUAGAAGAUGGUGAUUAUGAUAAAAGGACACCAUUACAUUUGGCUUCAGCAGGAGGUCAUCUUGAUUGUGUGAAAUUCUUGUCGUUUAUAAAUGUCAAUAUUAAUCCAAGAGAUAGAUGGGGAUCAACACCACUUAAUGAUGCUUAAGGUGAAAAAUUAAAAUAAUAUUUAAUUUCAAAGGGAGGCGAACUUGGAUAAAGUUGUACUUAUAAACCAGUAAAGAAUCCAAGUGACAGUGACAAUCAAUUUAGGCUUUUGUAUGCUGCUGCUGAAAAUAGAAUUGAACUUAUUAAAAGUAUCCAUCUUUAAGGCUUUGAAUUUAAUUCUUAUGAUUAUGAUGGACGAACAGCUCUCCAUUUAGCCGCCUCUGAGGGUCAUCUUGAAAUUGUGAAAUAUUUGGUAGCUCAUGGGGCCGAUCUCUCAAAAGUGGACGCGAGAGGGAACUGCCCAAUAGCUGAUGCCAUUAGAGAAAACAAACAAGAAGUUGUUGAUUACCUUAACUCCAUAAAACAGUAAAGCAACACUUGA